This is a messenger RNA of Clarias gariepinus (North African catfish), 4277 nucleotides long. RefSeq names its product potassium voltage-gated channel subfamily KQT member 4. The coding region runs from base 433 to 2469 and encodes 678 amino acids. NCBI's taxonomy places the organism in Eukaryota, Metazoa, Chordata, Actinopteri, Siluriformes, Clariidae. Gene Ontology annotation, molecular function: voltage-gated potassium channel activity. Gene Ontology annotation, biological process: potassium ion transport; transmembrane transport. The transcript has 14 exons. Gene Ontology annotation, cellular component: membrane. The record is from RefSeq and is a predicted model, not a curated record.
GAGCGCGUCCGCUUUAAUGUGUCUCACACACGCAACUUCUCUCGAGUGUUUUUUUUUUUUUUUUGUCCCAGUGUGGAUAAGACUUUUGUCGGCUUCUGCGCCGCUGUGACUCGGAUCUAACAGCUCAGAAUGCACAGCCGCUGUUUGGAUGGGAUGUCCGAGAUCAGACGGAGGUCCGAAGCCCUGAUGAUAGAUUUCUUUCACUUUUGUUCCGGACAACUUUUGCUUCGCGCGCACGUGCGUCCGCGCUCGAGCAUGCUCCGAAGAUAGAUAAGUCGCUUCAAAGCGAACCUGCUCUUCGGCCGUUUUAUUCGUUGAAAUCAUUCAAUUGAAAUCAAAUCAAAUUCCACGCGACACUUAAACCGUCGCUUAUGGCGCCGCUGUAUCGGAGCUGAGGAUCGCCGCGCUGUCCCGUGAGCCCAAGGCAAGGCAAUGCUGGCCAACCCGUCCAACAACGGCGGCGUGAGGAUGCUCGCUCCCUCCGCGAGCGACGACGACCGGCGCGUGGAGUUCGUGGCGCUGGCGGCGGUUAACACCGAGCCCCCGAGUCCCGAGCGCGCGCAGCCGUCACAGCGCACCGGCCUGCUCGGAACCCCGUUUCCCGCUCCACCCGGACCCCGAGCCGCCGCGUCCGCCUCCAGCAAGCGCUACCGCAAGAUCCAGAACUGCCUCUACAACGUGCUGGAGAGACCCCGAGGAUGCGCCUUCAUCUACCACGCGUUCAUCUUCCUGCUUGUGUUCAGCUGCCUGGUGCUUUCCGUCUUCUCCACUAUUCCCGCUCAUCAGGAAACUGCCAACCAAGGCCUCUUCAUCUUGGAGUUUGUGAUGAUCGUGGUGUUCGGCUUAGAGUACAUUAUCAGGGUUUGGGCCGCCGGCUGCUGCUGUCGCUACAGAGGAUGGCAGGGCCGUCUCCGUUUCGCGAGGAAACCCUUCUGCGUUAUAGAUUUUAUAGUGUUCGUGGCGUCGUUGGCCGUGAUAGCGGCGGGAACGCAAGGAAACAUCUUUGCCACGUCGGCUCUACGCAGCAUGCGCUUCCUACAGAUUCUGCGCAUGGUGCGCAUGGACCGCCGAGGUGGCACCUGGAAACUACUCGGCUCUGUGGUGUACGCACACAGCAAGGAGUUAGUCACAGCAUGGUACAUCGGCUUCCUGGUACUGAUAUUUGCCUCAUUUCUGGUCUAUUUGGCUGAAAAGGACAUCAACACAGAGUUCUCUACCUAUGCAGACUCCCUCUGGUGGGGAACUAUUACCCUCACCACAAUAGGCUACGGUGACAAGACUCCACACACGUGGCUCGGGCGGCUGCUAGCAGCCGGCUUCGCCCUGCUGGGGGUCUCUUUUUUCGCCCUGCCUGCAGGGAUCCUCGGUUCAGGUUUUGCCCUGAAGGUGCAGGAGCAGCACAGACAGAAACACUUUGAGAAGAGGAGAACUCCAGCAGCCACCCUCAUACAGGCUGCGUGGCGUCUCUAUUCAACAGAUGCUCGUCAUUCAUAUCUCACAGCGACCUGGUACUUCUAUGACAGUAUGCUCCCUUCCUUCAGAGAGUUGACGUUACUGUUCAGUCACCUUCAACGGCAGCGAAACUCCAAGAAGUUUCUCCACAACUACCAAACUCUGCUGUCAGGGCUUCGGCCCUACAGUUCCCUCUAUGUGUCGGGGGACAGUGCGAAGAUUGGAUUCCGUGACCGCAUUAAGAUGAACAGUUCCCGCUCGACUCAGGCGCUCCGGAACAAGGCUUCUUCACCUGUACCACCGGGGAGCGUGCGACAAUCACCGAGCAAUGAGAACAUGCCGGAAGCCACCAGUCCCUCGAAGGUGCAGAAGAGCUGGAGCUUCAAUGAUCGAACCCGCUUCCGCACUUCCUUACGGCUGAAACCACGUCCUUCCACAGAUGUGGAGGGAGUAGGAGAAGAGAACACAGAGGACAAGUCAUACUGUGAUGUUGCUGUAGAGGAUGUCAUACCAGCAGUGAAGACGCUGAUUCGAGCAGUUCGGAUACUAAAGUUUUUGGUUGCCAAGCGCAAGUUUAAAGAAACACUACGACCGUAUGAUGUGAAGGACGUGAUUGAGCAGUAUUCAGCUGGGCACCUAGACAUGCUCGGCAGAAUUAAGAGCCUGCAGAUGAGGGUAGAUCAGAUUAUCGGCCGUGGUGCUGUUCCGUCUGAUAAAAGGGGAAGGACAGAAAAAGUUGAAAAGCCUCUUCCUGAACUGGAUCCUCUGGAUGAGCUGAGCAUGAUGGGACGUGUAGUUAAGGUGGAGAAACAGGUGCAGUCCAUUGAAAACAAGCUGGACCUGUUGCUGAACUUUUAUUCUCAGUGCCUAAAAAAGGGCUCGUCCCAUUUCACGCUGUCCUCCUUACUGGAGCCCGACCUCACCUCUGACUACCAUAGUCCCACCGACCAGCGAGAUCUCUUCCCUUCUGCCAAUACACUCAACAUCUCCCAUUCAGACAGCGGCAACAUGGAGUGAGUUUUGCAGAGAGCGGGAGGACGAUGAGCCGUGACUGCAGCCAAGGGACAUGCAGCCAGAAGCUUAACGUCUCACAUAACAGAUCCUGAAAAAAAACCCUUCUUACAGCCUUUCAAAUGCUCCAGCCAUUAUCACAUUCUGACAUGGCGUUGCCUACCUCUACACUGACGUAUGACUUUAAAACGUUUUAUGACUUGAGUCUGCACCUUGUUACGACCCCAUUAAGAUGUAUAUGUCCAUAAAUAUUUGAAUGUUACGAAUGUAUAAUAUGUUUGUUCCUCAUUAUCAACCCUGGAUCUUUGUUUAUCUUUUUUUAAAAACAGUAUUCAUAACCUGCGUGUUUAAUAUUCUUUGUUAUUCUCCAUCACUUAAAGACCUUUUCUUUAUCUGUUAUUAUUAUUAUUAUUAUUAUUAUUGUAUGUGAUGUUAAAAUUCUUUCAUUUGAAGGAAAUCAAGCUUGUAAGAUGUUAUGAACUAAAAAGCAAAUGGAUUUUUUUUUUUUUUCAUUUUAUUUCAUUAUUAUUUUUUUCCUUGCCCUGGUAACUCAGUCUUCCAAGGGAGAGUGAAUGGAGAACUGUUACUUGACCACUAAAUGCUGUUUCAUUCAUCACAUCUCCCAUCUCGUAAAAGACACACUCAAACAUGUGUUCGUGGUAUUUUUUUGUGCACUUUUCGUUUGUCCUAUUUUUCAUUUCUCAAAGUGACAGCAUAUUAACAUGGAAUAGCUAUUUUUGUUGUUUUAUUUUGUUAAAAUCGGUAGACAACAAUAAGAAUUCUAUUUUUCUGAGAUUAUGACUUUAAUCUUGAAUCUUAACAGAGUUUCAAUUUUAGAUUUUUGCUCUACAGUAUGUUUCACUUUAAAGCUUUGAGCUGAUGCAGCAUCCUUUUUGCCACAAGGUGGCGCUGAGCUUCUAUUGAAUGUACUGCAUACCUUUAACCUCAUGAUGUGGGAAGUUCAGCAUUAUACUCAAAAGCUGGACAAAUCUCUUUCCUAAACUCUUGAUCUGUUUGUUGCAUGAUCCAAACAAACAUGCUGAUGGUGAGAAGAAUGAACCGGGUACGGUGCGGCACUCUCUUAGAACUGCUGUCACACACAGCUGCUUUUAGUGCUUCCUAUGCUGCACAGAUUAGGGUAAAGCUUUCUGUUUCUCUCAGAUGAUUCUCAAGAGCCCACUGUGCAAAACAACAAAUAAAUAAAUAAUUAAUCAAUAAAUCAUAUAUGGAUAGAAAUUGAAAUGAAAUAUUCCUCCAUGAAUUGUAAUGCAUGUCUGGAGGCCUUAUUAGGAGGACUAGUAGCAUAAGUAGCAUACCUUUCUUUUAUAAUUUAGACAUAAACGUUUAAGGUUUAUAUACCCUGUUCUCAUCCUUAGAUACUCUUUCCUUUGUGCCUUGCCACCUGUUUUCAUCAUGCAUGUACAAAAUUUAGACCAAAUGAGAUGGUGCAGCCCUACUGGAAUAUAAUGAGAAAAACCUAAGGUUCUGCGGUAUGUGCUUUUCUACAAUUAUUAUUGAUAGUUUUUUAUAAAGAUCUCUAAUUACACUUACUUUAAGAGGCAUGUAAUGACAUACAGUAUGUCAUUAAUGGGACAUUAUAUCAGGAAUGAUCACAUAUUUGUGAUAAACCUUCUGGGAAUUUUUAACAAAAAUGUGUUUCUCACGUUUUUCUCGUAUUUUCCCCAUUUAGACCUAAAAGCAAUUUUUGAGCAGAAGCAAACAAAAUGAAGUGACUGAUCUAAGACUUUAGUCUUUAUGCAUGAGCUCCAUGUCAGUAUCUAUGCAUGUAAUUUAGGCAGAAGAGGGAGUGGGGG